Molecule: messenger RNA, 1339 nt
Organism: Dioscorea cayenensis subsp. rotundata (Guinea yam)
Lineage: Eukaryota; Viridiplantae; Streptophyta; Magnoliopsida; Dioscoreales; Dioscoreaceae
Exons: 2
Coding region: 749-1258 (169 amino acids)
Source: RefSeq, a predicted model, not a curated record
GUUAUGAUCCUCCAAGAUUUAUUGAAGAAGUAACCAGGUCGAUCAAAAGAAUUCGGACAAAUAAUAAAGGACAUGGUAUAUAUAUGGCUUUGCAUAUUCCUGUGUUAAUUUAAAGUUUUCUUCAUUUGAUACUGAUGUAGUGAUAUUCCUACUCAAAAUGAAGAUUUUAGCUAAGAUGCGAAUGUCGUCAUCACCCAACUAAAACAGAGUCACUAAAACGACGUGGUUGAAAAACCAAUAGCUGUUGAGAGGGGAUCUGUCAAACAAACCUAUCUAAUUAAGUUUAGGUGAUUAUUUUAUCACUUAAAGACAAGACAAUAGUGUGAUUUAUUCUCACCAUUUGGUCAUAAUGUAUUUACAAUAUUAUGUCUUAGUCAAACCUUUCACACUAGCCAAAAUUUCAGAUCAACAAAAUAUGAAGUAGACCAAAAGUAAACUGAGCUUAAAUUCCUGAUAUACUAAUGUCUUAAAAAGUCAGAACAGCAUGGUCAUUGUUUAUCAGAAAUGCAGGGCAGCAGUUAUCACAACGGAAGACAGCAGGAUGGUGAUCGCGGCGGUGGCCUGUCCUUGUUGCUUCCUUCAACAUGAUGUAUUAUGGAAUAUACAAAGACUUCACCAGGUCCACUCUCAUUAAAUUUUCAACUAGUCUUUGUUUAUUGGAGAUUGAGUACAUACCACAAAGACUUGGAUGAAGGCGUCUGAAUGAUUGCAACGAAUUAAUAGCUUUACCAGUAUACGUCACUGAAGCAUGGCACAGAGGGAGGAACGAGCUCGCCAACCACCUCGCCAAAUGGAUUCUGAUCCAAGGCCUUAUGCCCGGGCGAAUGUUGGUCGUAGUGCUGCUUCCGGUGUUGGUGCUCGCCAUUCGGCCCCUCCCAGAUCACAUGCACCUGAAAGUUAUGAUGAGUAUGCUCGGUAUCCACGGGGUGGCGAAGGCCGCCGGAAUGACUUUGUUCGUGAAGGGCCAAGCAAUGGAGGAGGCCAAGGUCAACGUCAAGGUGAAGGUGAAGGUGAAGGUGAAGGUGGGGGGCGAGGUGCUCCUCCUCGCUGGCCUCGCUGGACGCCUGCCAACCAAACCAAUGAUGAUGACGACGACUGCUCAUCCUCAUCGUCUGAUGACGAGCCUGAAUUCAGAGACAUGCAUAUCGUCAUUGACCGCAACAGGAUUAGGAAUGCUAAAGGCGCCAAGAUUGUCACAGGCCAACGUGUCAAGAGGGAUCUCAGUGUUACUAUAACCAACAAUGUGAUUGGAGGCUAAGAAAAAUACAUAUAUGUAUAUAUAUAUGUAUACUUGGUCCUCUCCUUUCUGUGGUAUUUAUUUCAUGUUGUUAUGUUACAA